Molecule: messenger RNA, 1491 nt
Organism: Ordospora pajunii
Lineage: Eukaryota; Fungi; Microsporidia; Ordosporidae
Exons: 1
Coding region: 1-1491 (496 amino acids)
Source: RefSeq, a predicted model, not a curated record
AUGACGGAGGCUUCUGACUCCGACGCAUCAUUGAGCAAAAGCAGCAUAUCUGACGGGUUUAAGGUGCGACGAGCAAUACCAAUAGGAUCGAUGGAUGAGAAGCUGAGGAGGAUCAAUGAGGAGUUCAAAUCAAGGGCAUGUGCAGGAAGUGGAUUUGUGUUUAACAAUAAUGUGAGGCUGAAGCCGCCAAGAAGUUAUUUUGGAAAUGAUAUGAAUGAGAGCGAUUCAGAGGCAUCGAGAUCUGAAUGUGGUGUUCAAACAGUCAAAAGCGGAGAAGUAAGUAGUUUGAAGCAAAGAGACGGGUUUGUUGGAGGAGUGAUACCUUGGAGAACAGGAUCGAGUAGCUUUACAGUGAGCGGAAUUUCCAAGGAGAGCAAGCCUAGCGUGCUAGGGAUUGAUCUGUACAAGAAGCCCGUGGCUGAGCCAAGCAGGUCAUGUGUAAGCAUGUGCGAGAGUGGUACAAACAUUGAAUGCAGGCCACGAGCAGGAUAUGUCAAGUCUGUUGUUGACAGCUCGAUGUUCAACAAGGAAACAUCAUUGAAUGGCACGCUGAGUUUUGGGCGAAACACAUCGGCAGUGUCUAUUGAUGGGAUGGACAUGUCUGGGAUGUCUAGCAUGAUGACUGGCGGAUCGUUGCUAAGUAGCAGAGUGUUUUCAGCACAUGAGAGACCGAUUGGACAGAAACCACAUGCGAGCUUGAGUAUGAACCGCCCACAGAUGUGUGCAGGCAGUCAGAGGCAAUUGCUGCCAUCAGCAGAAUGUAGGGCUGGCUCGCCUACGUUUGCACCUAUAGAUGUGAUGUAUGUGAAGUCGAUGUAUGGGCUGAAAGCAGAUACGGAUAGCAGUUCAUCUGGAGAAUCAAGGGAUUCUGUGGGAAUACGCAAAGAAAAAGGAUUGGAUGAACCGCCGCUGCAGCUGUAUGCUCCGGGAAAGAGGCUUACUGUCCAUCCCCGGAUUAAAAUUCUCAAUACGGUGCUGAACUACGAAGGCAUGGCUGAAACAACACAAUACUACAUUUUGAUUGAGUCUGAUGUUAGCUGGUGCGUCUGUAAAUUGAUCGGAGAGAUUUUGGAUGUUGUUCCUGAGAUUGAAUGCUCGACAAUCGCAAAUGCACAUUCGCCCCAGAGCAGGGCAGUAAGGGACAGGAUCAUACAGGCAACACUGAACUCAAGAAGUAUGAACAAACAGAUGCAAUCAUUUAUUCUUUCGGGAAUAGUUGAUACACAAGAGCAGCGAUCAUCAUAUCUGCUGAUGGACAGCAACGGAUGGAGGGCAUAUGCCUUCAAGUUUGUUGGCAAAGCUCUUAUAUGCUACGAAAAGAACAAGGUGUUUAAGAUUCUGCUACUAAGUGGAUGCAGUGUUGUUCCAAUAGACAGCAACGGAUUCCGACUUGAGAAGUCGAAGGAAAGCAUAGAGCUAUACACCACCUGUAAAAAAGAAAGAGACUCUUGGAUUUCAGACAUACGAGAGUACAUCUACAAACUACAAUAA